CAGGGAAGUCCCCCGUGUGUGCCGUACUGUAUAUUAGUGUGCUGGCCUGUACUGCUGCCAGUACAGGCCAGCACAGAACUGUUUUGUGUUCAUAUAGAACAGGGUCCAACCAACAUCCCUGGCGAGAAAAACUGAUAAAGGAAUGACUGACGAAAGGACGCCUCUGAUUACAAAUGGCAACACCGUAAUAUACACCAGCAACAAGAGAUUGUUUCUCGCUGUUUUCGCGGCUGUUUUGGGGAACUUCAAUUCUGGAUUCUCCCUGGUUUACGCCUCUUCUGCUAUUCCACAACUGACAACCAUCGACAACCCCAACCUGAGAAUGAACACUCUCAUAGCCUCCUGGUUUGGGUCUAUGUUCACACUGGGAGCUGCGGCAGGGGGCAUCAGUGCCAUGGUGCUUAAUGACAAUAUAGGGCGGAAGCUGAGCAUCAUGGUCUCGGCUGUCCCCUCCGCCGUGGGCUACCUCUUGAUGGGCAGUGCCCAGGCUGUGUGGAUGCUCCUCCUGGGUCGCUUCCUCACAGGAUUUGCUGGAGGAAUGACAGCAGCUUCCAUACCAGUGUACGUGUCUGAGAUUUCUCACCCCAAAGUGCGCGGCACAUUAGGAUCUUGUCCCCAGAUAACAGCUGUGUUUGGAGCCCUUGCCCUCUAUGCUCUUGGGCUGGUGUUGCCCUGGCGCUGGCUGGCUGUUGCAGGGGAGGUGCCCACCCUGAUCAUGCUGAUCCUCCUGUGCUUCAUGCCCGACUCUCCUCGAUAUCUGAUUGCUAAGGGCAGGUCGGACCAGGCUCUCAAGUCGCUGGAAUGGCUGCGGGGCUCUGGGUCUGACUACAUGACGGAAUACUACCAGAUCGAGGAAAGUGUCAGCCUGCAGGCAAGAAUCACCUGGGCAGAGCUGGGCACACCUUUCUACUACAAACCUAUUCUGAUCUCUGUGGUGAUGAGGUUUCUACAGCAGAUGACAGGCAUCACUCCAAUCCUGGUCUACCUAGAACCCAUAUUCAACAUGAGCAAAGUCAUUCUGCCAGGGCAAUAUGAUGCAACUAUUGUGGGAGCUGUACGCUUGGUGUCAGUGCUGAUUGCUGCUAGUCUGAUGGACAAGGCAGGCCGGAGAAUUCUGCUCUUCACAUCAGGAUUCCUGAUGUUCCUCUCCAUGCUGGUCCUGUGCCUGUACACUCUAUACACGUCCUGCCCAGCCCACAACGUUAACCUCACUGCCAUCCCCUCUGGACUCAUCGUUGCCCAAGAGCCCGGGAGUCCCCUCCAGAUGGCCUCCCCCAAUCUCGUCACUCUCAUCCCACUCAUCGGCACCAUGGUCAUCAUAUUCGGCUACGCCAUGGGCUGGGGUCCCAUUACAUGGCUGCUGAUGUCUGAAAUCCUGCCACUGGGGGCUCGAGGGGUGGCAUCUGGCCUGUGUGUGGGAGUCAGCUGGAUCACGGCUUUUGUCCUGACACAGGUCUUCAUGACAGUUGUGGAAACCUACGGCCUGUUUGCUCCCUUUGCAUUCUUCUGUGUGAUAAGUGUGAUCAACCUUAUUUUCACCGGAGCAGCUGUCCCUGAGACCAGAGGACGCUCCCUUGAAGAGAUAGAGAACUAUUUCCGGACUGGACGCACAUUAAGCAUCAACCGCAGAUGAUGCUAAGACUUUGGGACUUUCUGUGGCUUACUGCCAAAAAUACAAUUUGCUGCUCAGUAAUGUAGGAGAAAUCUCCUUUUGUGACCACUCAAUGCAGGUGGAGCAACAUCACAGUCUAAAUCUGUACAGUGCCAAUGAGGUUUUGUUGUUGCAUCUCUCUAUACCUCAAACAUCGCAAAGAUAAACUUUUAAGAUGGCAAUGCACUUUGUUUCAGGACUCUACGCAUCAGAUGGGAAACAGUUUGAAAAAUGUCUUUUUUACAAAGAGAUUUACUCAAUGAAUUUAAUAAGUCAUGCACAAUUACAAAUCACAUGCUGUUGUGUCUUGAAAAUUAGAAAACAAAAACAAGCCAGAGCAGUGUUAUACAAUAUAUAUAGGGAUUGGGAGAUAUAUUUGGGCAUCUGAAGAUUGUAACAUUACAUGCAAGCUAGUCUUAAAACUUCCUAAAAAUUACUGUAAAUCCAGAGUGUAGUUCUGUGAUAAUGACAAAUGUUCACCAGGACCUGUAACUCUGUUACAAUACAGUUCAGAGUUUUGGAAACAACAAGUACAAAGAGGAUGGAGGCAGAAAAAAUAUUUUUGUCUUAUUAUUCUUAAAUAAAAAUCACAGGUGGCUACCACAUUCACACUGCAGGUAACAAAUGAGGACUGGUACAGUAGAUAGGCUCUUCCAACAUGCCCACCUGUUCAACAUCUGUUACAGGCUCCAUGUGAGAAAUAAUGCGAUUGAAUAAGUCUAUUGCCAAAAAAAACACAUAUAGGUAUUUUUAUAAAUACAAUAUAUUUUACAAUAGAUGCCUGACAGAUCACAAAAAUUGUGUCUUGAGUUUCACCAGCUGCACUGACAACCCUGGCUAAUGGCAUCCACCAGCUGAAGUGUACACUGCCACUUGAGAUAUCCCAGUAAAAGUUGGACAGUCACACCACUAGGGUCUUUGGAACACCAAUAUUUUUCAUUUUGUCACAGUAAUCCCCUAAUAUCUUUUUUAUCUUUUAACAAGUUAAAUAAUAUUAACCUUUCCUCCAAUUUCCCUAUACAUGGAAUUUCCAAAGUUUAAAACAGUGCUGUACACUGUAUCUUAGUAAUUACAAUAUUUCCACUUGGUCAUAUGUAGAUUACACUAUUAUACAUGUAUAUGAUAUACUGUAUACUAUAUUGAGCUAUAGGUGUGUAGGUUUCAAGGUGUCAUUUAUACUAAAAAAGAAUGAGAUCUAUAUAUAAAAAGGGAUGGUAUAACCUUUUAAGUCUAUAAAGUCUGGUAUAUUUUCAAUUAUAUAAUAAUGUCUUGAUGAUGACCUUUCCAUUAAUGUUAUUCAAAUUAAAAUAAUAGUUUCCUUCACCGCCUGAAAUAA
Molecule: messenger RNA, 2987 nt
Organism: Lepisosteus oculatus (spotted gar)
Lineage: Eukaryota; Metazoa; Chordata; Actinopteri; Semionotiformes; Lepisosteidae
Gene: slc2a6
Product: solute carrier family 2 member 6
Biological process (GO): transmembrane transport
Cellular component (GO): membrane
Molecular function (GO): transmembrane transporter activity
Source: RefSeq, a predicted model, not a curated record